ACAUUCUUUCCUGGACAAGCAUUAUUAGCCGCCUUCAUCCUCGUCACAAACAGCUCGCAGCUACAUGUGACACCGCUAUUGCUGCUAUCUUGCUAACACAAACAAACUUCGUGUCAUUUAGUUUCCAACCCGGCUUCGGACCUCUGAAAUCUUUCUUUUUAUUUUGCAUUAAUUUUCCACCCUUCUUAUUUCUAUUAACUUUUAUCCGGAUAGUUUUAGGGACGGCUCGGCCAUGCGAACCACGCAGCUGUUCAUGUUAUAGGCAAAAAGAAUAAUACCGCGUAGUGCCGGAAAAUUGGGGCAUGUGAUCCAAUUAUAGCACAAUCAGCUGUCCGAAAAAAAAAAAGUUCGUGUUGCUUUCUCCACGAGCAUGAAGCCCACGAUACCAAAAAAAGAAGAAAAGAACGACCGACUGUCACUCCGUUUCAUGAAAAGAUACGCAAGUGCUCGGCCGCCAGCGACGGGUCUCUCUCCACUCGGUCGCAUUUCUGCAUAUCUUUGUUAUCUCUUUUUGUUAAUCUCCCUUAGUUGGCCUAUCGCACUUUCCUCCUCCCUUCUCCCGUUCAGUCUGUUGCCCGUUUGUCUCGUGCUGCCAAGAGCGGCCACGCGACGCUCCCGGCGCUUGUAUUCCGCCCGCACUCAAGGAUAACUGUACGCGUGCCUUUCUCGCGCACACUCUCGCUUUGUCGCUGCAUCCCCUUUCCCUCCGACCGCUCAGCGCACGACCCGAAGGACGCUGUUGUGCGCGAGACGCGAGCCGCAUUCGACGCGUGAGGCAAGACGGCGAUCGCGUAGCACUCGCCACACCGCGGGCGCCUGUGGCGCGCAGUUACGAAAAAUCGUUUACGCCGACGUUGCGUCUCCUCCGGGAUAUCACCCGUCUAUCGCUGCACUCGCUGUCACUUCCGCUAGAGCUCCCCCUUGUGAGAUACCACCGAUGUGAGCAGUAAAGCUUUGUGGAGGGGCCCCUUAAAGCCUGUUGUGUGUUCGCGUCCCAGCGUAUACAUCUCGUCUCUUAUCGGCCCACACCCGAGGAAGAAGAGGCACGAGGAUUUUCACGAGCGGGUACUGCGAGAUGCGCACAACGACGCUGGCCAGUGACUCACGGGAAGCCUGAAUCUUCGCUCGGCCAUGGAACUUUCGCAGCUGCCAGACGUUGCUAUCGAGAUGAAGCCGCAGAUUGUGCCAGCCGCAGUGGACGAUGGUCCGUACGGCAUCGACGCACCUGUGGCUCCAACAACCAUCAGCUGGAGGAAUCUCGUCUACAAGGUUCCUGAUGGGAAAGGCACGAAGCAACUGCUUCGCCACAUCAGCGGAAGCCUGCGUCCUGGAGAGAUGACAGCCGUCAUAGGCCCGUCCGGUGCCGGAAAAACGACGCUGCUCAACGCCCUUGCAGGCUUCCAAACCAGAAGUUUCGAAGUGGACCUCUUCGUCAAUGGCCAGCCGUUCAAGGAAAGGAGCUUCCGCAAGCUGAGCAGCUACGUCAUGAGCGGCGACGACCUCCUGCAGCACCUGACCGUGCGCGAAACGGUGGACGCAGCGGCCAAGCUCAAGCUGCCCUCCGACGUUCCCUACAAAUCGAGGAGCGCUUUGGUGUCAAGAAUUCUCAAGCUGUGGGGCCUCGACACCUGCGAAAACCGGCACGUCAAGAACCUCUCCACGGGUCAGCGGAAGAGGGUCAUGCUCGCGCAGGAGCUCGUGUACAGCCCGCCGGUGCUGUUCCUGGACGAGCCCACGAGUGGCCUGGACAGCUCCAGCGCUCUGCAGUGCGUCCUGACGCUCAAACAAUUCGCCCGGAAGGGUCACACGGUGGCGUGCAGUAUACACCAGCCAAGCUCGAGGAUCUUCCAGCUUUUUGACCGACUGUACGUAUUGGGGGACGGCUACUGCCUGUACCACGGCACCGUUCGGGACCUCCUCCCUACGCUGACAGCUAACGGUCUACAAUGCCCUGCCUUCUACAACCCGGCAGACUUUCUGAUCGAAGUGGCUUCGGGUGAAUACGGUGACGUUAAAGGCGAUCUCGUGCGCUAUGCUGAACGACACAACGAUGUUUUUUCUACCAAUCCUGCCCCAAAGUCACUUGCCAAUGGAGGAGGUCAUCUCAACGAACCAGCUGCAGUAUUAGCUCCCUUGUUGAAGCAGGAGGGCCAUGGACUCGUGUCCACUGCCUCGUGCUCUAUGCAGAUGAACGUUCUUCUGAAGCGCUGCUACUUGUCCCUCAUCAGAAAUCCGAUGGUGUUCCACCUUCGGCUGGCCACACACCUGCUGGUGGGCGUGUGCAUGGGCCUCCUCUAUUACGACAUCGGUGGCCGGGCGGACAGCUUCUUCAACAACGCCACACUGGUCUUCUUCAGCGCCAUCUUCCUCACUUUCACCGGAAUGAUGCCUGUCGUCCUCAGCUACCCCCUGGAAGCUGCCGUGUUCACUCGAGAGCGCAACAACUCGUGGUACACGCUGAAGGCCUACUACCUGUCCAAGAGCAUCGUAGAACUACCUUUCCAGGGUAGCCAACCGGAACUGCCUCUGGUUAACCUCCCUGCCUUUCUAUGCAUCCUUUUCUCUCUCUCCUGUGCUCUAAGAAUCAAGACAAUCCGAGGUCGCCUACCCCACAUUAUUCGUGGCCAUCGUCUAUUGGAUGACAUCACAGCCGCCAGAGAUGAACCGCUUCGUGAUGUUCUUAUUUCUCUCCAUCCUGCUGACCCUGGUCGCCCAUUCGCUCGGAACGCUCAUUGGUGCCUUCGCAAGCUUACAGGUCGCCGUAUUCCUGGCGCCCGCCGUCGCCAUUCCGAUGCUUCUGUUCAGCGGGUUUGUGGUGACGCUGAAGGCAAUGCCCAGCUACCUGCACUGGAUAUCCUACGUGUCAUUCGUGCGGUACGCGUACGAAGGUUGCAUUCUCAGCGUGUACGGAUUCGACAGGCCCGAACUGGAGUGCGACGAGCAGAAGGAAGGUUCCGUGCCGUGCCUGUUCACGGAUCCCUCCGAGUUCGUCAGCUUCUUGGGCCUCAACGUAGUCAGCGUGGAAGUGUGCGCCGGCGCACUCAUCGUGUUUGUGGUGCUCUUCAACGUGGCCACCUAUGUGGCGCUCAAGAUGAGAGUUAAGAGGACGUUUUAAGAAGCGAGAGGCAAUUGAAGCCGGAAACUCUUGAGUGCCUGGCACGCUAAGUUCGCUGUUGCACGUACUGUGGACAUUCCGCGAGAGCUGUGGGUGCUUCUGAACGAACGAUGACUGUACAAGAGACUUCAGAGAGAACUUGCAGGAACGCCGCGUGUGUGAGAGUAGACCUUUCCGUGUGUUUAUAUGCGUGUGUGUGUGCGCAUGUGUGUGCGUGUUUCGGGGUAUCACUCGUGCUCUUGGGACAAAGGAACGACAACACAACAGUGCAAACAAUCACAAGGGCAUUUAUUGCACCUUUCAUACACCAAUGCCUGCUGGCCGAAUUGCUAUCCACAGUACAUGCCAACGGGCGCGCGACAAAUCUAGGAAGUACGGCUCACCGCGACUGGAUACCCUGCUGGACACCAACGCGUGGUCGUUCGCGUGUAUGGUCUUGUGAACGGUGGCGCGUUCGAACAAUCGUGUUCGUCCAUUCCGCUGUCCUGCUCCUAGGCCUCGUAAGAGUUGCAGAAGCAUGGAUCGGCGCAUGCGCGGAACGUCCGCGCCGCUUGCCGAGCCCGAGCCAAAGAGGAACAGCUUUCUCCCUUUUUCGCCCAAGUAACCCCACCGUUAGGUGGCGUGGCAGCGCAACACUUGCGCCAUCUCUCGUACCACUCUGCAACCACGCCGACCGCCCCGUAGAGCCAAGCGGUGAAGCCAAAUUACUGGAGACUGUAGCCAUGCGGUGAAAACAACCUCAGGGGACGCGUUCGAGUCGAGCAUUCCCACAGUCUGCGUGCGUGUGCGUGUGUGUGUAUGUGUGUGUGCACGAGACAUGAUUUUACCACACGUCCGGCACCGCAGUGAUGCCAUGAACAAUGCAUGGACCAUCCAAGGCCGUAGUCGCUGGUACGACUCUCGGUGCAGUUUAUUGCAUUUCAGCAGUGUCUGCGGGUGGCUUUCUUCUUUACUGUAAUAUGCACGGGCGUACGAAACAAUCCAGAAGUCUAUGUAAGAAAAAGAAUACACGUGCCUAUAGCGAGAGAUAAGGUAAAUACAGAAGACGGGACACGUGUGCGCCGCAAAACAAGAAGAAACACAAGUGCUUUCUUUUUAAGGCGCUAUUACUGUCGAGACAAGGCUUGCACGAUAGCCAAGACAAUGCUAUCGCGCUCGUGAUAAGGAAAGUAUGCAUGUUAUUUCAGUGCUAUCCGAUGACAGUGCCUUAUCUUGCUGUGUAUUGUUUUUCUAUAACUUCGUGAAAACCAUGUAACCGAUGAAAGUCUUUAUCCGAGUUGUACUGCACGUUUUCCCCUCUUUGCGCGCGCCCUUUAAGCCAUCGCACGAGCCAUGUAAUCUGCAUUAUCACCAAAUAGCACUUAAUUAGCACACAUGAACGGAAAGAUGUGGGUAUAGACAAGAGGGGAAGUGUUCCUUGAGUGUCCGCCCUUGUGUGUGUCAAUGCCCUAGUCGGCAAUAACGAUAUCAUUCAUUUCAUCCAGUCACAUUGCGCACCUUAGUUUCCCGCUCCCACCACAUAGCAGCAUAAUGCGCGUCAAGACUGGAACACCAGCCUCCGAAAUCAGGCAUGUCAAAUUUGCCUGAAAUAAUUUUACACAAGGGGAAGCGAAGUCGAUAAAGAGGAGUCACGCUGUAGAUAAUUCACACUCGUCACGUGAUAAGAAGUCUAUACGUCACAGGAUAGACAAAGCCUAUGUUAGUGCAGAUUAUUUUUGAACGUUUGGUUGCUAAACAUUUCCCGCUACCACAGAAACAUUAAGGAAAGGGCGUCGUAUUUUUGAGCCUGCUUAAAAUCGCCCUUUUCCAGAUAAACUUUGUAACCAGAAUAGCCUCGCAAUGUGCUACAUGGGCCGCAGUUCUUCACCAUAGCCAGAACGUUCUCCAGUCUGACACAUUAUCGCACAGGUCAUUUACAUUUGAGAUUACGCUGUUAAAGCGAAAAUGCGUUCCUGGAAGGACGAAUUUCAUCGAAGGUUGUGGUCGGGAAUGAACACGGCACAAAAAAGUUGCGAAGCUGCGGCCAAAUAACGAUUGACCUUACGUUCUUUACGCCUUGAAGUACCAUUCCUUAUAUCGGGCUGAUAUUUUCCCGAAUGUAGUCGGAUUCUCAGAGCUGUGAUACUUAAUCCAAAGGGAACGCUGUCAUCAUCUCGGGCGUCUCCAUAAAACGCUUUGCAUUUUGUAAACGCGCUACCUGUUUUCGCUGUGUCUGUGAACCUAGGUUGGUUACAAAUAUAAAUGCCAUUAUGCUAAUAAC
Molecule: messenger RNA, 5375 nt
Organism: Dermacentor andersoni
Lineage: Eukaryota; Metazoa; Arthropoda; Arachnida; Ixodida; Ixodidae
Product: ATP-binding cassette subfamily G member 4-like
Biological process (GO): transmembrane transport
Cellular component (GO): plasma membrane
Molecular function (GO): ATP hydrolysis activity; ATP binding; ABC-type transporter activity
Source: RefSeq, a predicted model, not a curated record